Molecule: messenger RNA, 324 nt
Organism: Helicoverpa armigera (cotton bollworm)
Lineage: Eukaryota; Metazoa; Arthropoda; Insecta; Lepidoptera; Noctuidae
Exons: 2
Coding region: 1-324 (107 amino acids)
Source: RefSeq, a predicted model, not a curated record
AUGAAGAACUUAACGCUCAUUGCACUUGUGUUAGUAGUUUUGGCUGUGUGUGUCCAUGCGGCGCCUGGCGGUGGCAAGGGCGACGGAGGGAAGGGCAAAGGUGGUGGCAAAGCUGGUGGAGGUGGCGGAGGAGGCAGCAGCUCGGGCAGUGAUAGCAACAGCAGUGAGAGCAAUGAAGACAGCGGCAGUGGCGGCAAGGGCAAGGGAGAUGGCGGAAAGGGGAAAGGUGAUGGCGGCAAGGGCAAAAGUGAUGGCGGCAAAGGGAAAGACGAUGGCAAGGGGGAUGACAAAGGAUAUGGCAAAGGGUACGGUUGGGGGCGAUAA